UAUGGCCAAUUAUCGAUGUAUCGAUACCAUUCAAAGUCUCACCUCUAUUCUGCCGAGCCGCUUGUUUUCGGCCGAACCAGACGCUAUGACCACCGCCUUCGACGCUGCGCACACGGAGGGCCCCGGCUUCGUGGGAAUCCGUUUCUGCCAGGAGUGCAACAACAUGUUGUACCCCAAGGAGGACAAGGAGAACAAAAUUCUGCUGUACGCAUGCCGAAACUGUGACUACAAACAGGAGGCGGACUCCAACUGCAUUUACGUUAACAAGAUUAUGCACGAAAUUGACGAGCUGACGCACAUUGUGCCCGAUGUGAUAUCGGACCCGACGCUGCCGCGCACCGAGGACCAUGCCUGUCCCAAGUGCUCGCAUCGGGAAGCGGUCUUCUUCCAGGCGCAAACCCGGCGCGCCGAAGAGGAGAUGCGACUGUAUUAUGUGUGCACCAACCAGAAUUGCACCCACCGCUGGACAGAGUAAUUGUAGCCCUAAGUGUAAGCAAUCAAAGUAAACAACAAAUCAAUAUCAAUAUCAAUAUCAAAACGAUCUA
Molecule: messenger RNA, 545 nt
Organism: Drosophila serrata
Lineage: Eukaryota; Metazoa; Arthropoda; Insecta; Diptera; Drosophilidae
Gene: Polr2I
Product: RNA polymerase II subunit RpII15
Biological process (GO): DNA-templated transcription; maintenance of transcriptional fidelity during transcription elongation by RNA polymerase II; transcription initiation at RNA polymerase II promoter
Cellular component (GO): RNA polymerase II, core complex
Molecular function (GO): nucleic acid binding; DNA-directed RNA polymerase activity; zinc ion binding
Source: RefSeq, a predicted model, not a curated record